This is a messenger RNA of Sphaerulina musiva SO2202, 1186 nucleotides long. Its product is annotated as phosphoribosylglycinamide formyltransferase. The transcript has a single exon. The record is from RefSeq and is a predicted model, not a curated record. Gene Ontology annotation, molecular function: phosphoribosylglycinamide formyltransferase activity. The coding region runs from base 1 to 687 and encodes 228 amino acids. Gene Ontology annotation, cellular component: cytoplasm. Gene Ontology annotation, biological process: 'de novo' IMP biosynthetic process. Lineage: Eukaryota; Fungi; Ascomycota; Dothideomycetes; Mycosphaerellales; Mycosphaerellaceae.
AUGACUUCUUCUUCCUCGCCUUCAGACGUCGCUCCCGUGCGCAUCACAGUCCUCAUCUCCGGCUCCGGCACCAACCUCCAAGCUCUCAUCGACGCCAGCAACACCCCCGCUCUCCCCAACGUACAACUCGUCCGCGUCAUCUCCGACCGCAAAGCCGCCUAUGGCCUCACUCGCGCCCAGAACGCACACAUUCCCACAACAUAUCAUGCCUGGCUUCCCUAUAAAAAACAAUACCCCGCAGACGACCCUUCCGCACCCGUCCAGAACUCGCCCGCUCGAAACGCCUACGAUGCAGAUCUCGUCCCUCUCAUUCUGCACGAUCAGCCGAGCAUUGUCGUCUGCGCGGGCUUUAUGAGAAUUCUGACUCCUUCGUUUUUGAACCCUCUUGCGGAGAAGGGUGUGAAAAUUAUCAAUUUGCAUCCUUCUCUCCAUAAGGACUUGAUUGGCGCGGGGUGUAUUGAACGAGCGUGGGAGGAGUUUGAGCAAGGGAAGAGGACGAAGACGGGGAUCAUGAUUCAUUAUGUCAUUGCCGAGGUGGAUCUGGGGGAGCCGAUUGUGCAGCAAGAGGUGGAUAUCCAAGGGUGUGGGACGCUGGGUGAUUUGCAGGAGAGGAUACACCAGGCGGAACAUGGGUUGAUUGUGGAAGGGACGAGAAGGGUGGUGGAGUUGAGUCGAGGGGGGACUUGAUAGGUUCUCUCGAAAGGAAGAAUGGAAACGCAGAAACCUGGAUCUUGCGGGAAAAAAUUGAUAUCGCGAGGAGAAGCGAAGACCUGGCUUGAGGUGUAGUCCAUGCGAUGAAUGUACUCCCGGAUAUCGCACGUCCGAGUAUCUCUGGAUGCGGUCACUGAAUCGGUGUGAGCAUAGGCAAAGGUGCUUCACAUUCUUCCGCUUGGACAAGGGAAGCAAUCUGGAGCCUUCUUGAGCUCCGUCCAUGGCUACGCACACUUGCUAUAUUUACCUAGCAUUGUCUCUCGCUCAGCUGGCCUUUCCCAAACGACGCCAGAGUGCACCAGCCACGCUUCGCUCGCUACCAAACACCUCACACCACGAAGCACAAGGCCACCUGUCUUGAGCCUUGUACCGUGUCCGUCAGCUCCUCAGGAAGGCGUUGGUUCAUUCCAUCCAUCCAGGCAAGUGAGCAAGUCUCAAAUCCAAUAGAGUAAAUUUGCGUAGCUACAUGACCUAG